AUGUAUCGACGGGAUUCCCAGGUGUCUGACAAACCUCUGGAAAUAGACCAGGUCUCGAACCCAGACCGGAGCAGGUCAAAUAGUCCGAAAAACAUGAAAUACUAUAAAGAUGAGGAUAAAACUAACAUAACAAAGAAAUCCUUCUGCAUAGAUGCUUUACUAUCGAAACAAGUGGAACCAGAACAAACGAUCCAGGAAAUGGCGCAGCAGAAGUAUUUAGCGUUGAUACAAAAUAAAAAUUACAUAACCAGAUAUCAGAAUGAAAAUUACGAUACGCAAAUCGAGCAGAACACGAUCAGUAAAUGCCAGAACAGGCCGCCUAGCCAGAACGAUAGAGCGAGUAGUCCCAGGUCUAUUUCCAGCAGUCCCAGAAGUGGAAGCCCAGGCUCUGAAGAUAAUUACAGCCCUCCGAUUUCACCUGGAGUGGAGGGUGGCACUGAUGAAUACGAUAACUAUAGACCUGGUAUCAUCCCUAAACCUGGCUUACUCCAGCCUCCGAUGUCCCAGCCCCUGCUGUAUCCACCCCAGAUGAUGCAGUCAGCAUUCCACCACCCUGGAGACAGGGUGCUGCACCAGAUGCAACUGGAAUGGCUCGCGAGAACUGGAAUGUUCUACCAUAGAAUACCAGAACUGGGAGGUGCUCCUCACGCGCUACUCGGUAAGACAAGACGACCAAGGACCGCCUUCACGUCACAGCAACUUCUGGAGCUUGAGAAGCAGUUCCGCAUGAACAAAUACUUGUCCCGACCAAAGAGGUUCGAAGUGGCGACCAGCUUGAUGCUCACGGAGACACAGGUGAAAAUAUGGUUCCAAAACCGUCGAAUGAAAUGGAAGAGAUCGAAAAAAGCACAACAGGACACCAAGAUCAAAGAAACUAAUGAAGAUAAAAACAAAUUAAAAGACGCUUCAGUAACUGAACACGAAAAACCCACGCAACAUUUGGCUGGCGACCUGACAUCUGUCAAGCCGGCCCCGAUGUUAGACAGGGACAGAAUCAUCGCGCUAGAGAGAGAGAGAGCGAUGGCCGCCGCCAAUUUCAAUUCGAAUUUGGAAAACAAUAGACGCGGAUUGGCCGUCAUGAGCCAAGAUGGCGGCCGGCCCGGCAUUGAUAUGUUCAGGCCUUACGUAGUAUGA
Molecule: messenger RNA, 1134 nt
Organism: Danaus chrysippus (African queen)
Lineage: Eukaryota; Metazoa; Arthropoda; Insecta; Lepidoptera; Nymphalidae
Source: the annotation of a GenBank genome assembly